Priapulus caudatus is the source of this 1028-nucleotide messenger RNA. RefSeq names its product hemicentin-1-like. The transcript is spliced from 5 exons. Gene Ontology annotation, molecular function: protein binding. Gene Ontology annotation, biological process: axon guidance; cell adhesion. Lineage: Eukaryota; Metazoa; Priapulida; Priapulimorpha; Priapulimorphida; Priapulidae. Gene Ontology annotation, cellular component: plasma membrane. The record is from RefSeq and is a predicted model, not a curated record. The annotation marks the transcript as partial.
UGCCGCCGCGCGUCGAGGGACCGGAGGCCGCCGAAACCCUGCAGAUACUCGUCAACGACACGGCGACCAUCCGCUGUCCAAUCACGGCCUCGCCGCCGCCCGUCAUCGCGUGGUCGCUCAACGGCGCCCCCUUGCGGCGGUCGGACAACGUCGUCGUGGAGGAUGGCGGCGGGAGGCUGCGGAUCGUGCGCGUGAGGGUGGCGGACUCGGCGCGCUACACGUGCACGGCGACGAACGUGGCCGGCAGCACGGAGAAAGACUUCGAUCUGGUCGUGCUUGUACCGCCUCGCAUCCCAGACUCACGGCCCGGUGCCGGCAACACCAUCGUCGCCAUCGUUAACGAAACGAUGACGAUCGACUGUCCGGCCGUCGGUCACCCGAUGCCGGACAUCACGUGGUACCGCGCCGGUCAGCCGCUGGUGGCCAGCGAGCGGCUUCAGCUGGACUACGACCGGCAAAUGCUGAGGGUCAGUGGCGUGAGGCUAUCUGAUACGUCCGACUACACGUGUGAGGUGACCAACAUCGCGGGCAAGGCUACGAAGCUGUUCGAUGUGCAGAUCUACGAUGCGCCAAGGAUCGAUCCUAGCACGCCGACGGAGAUGCAGGUCAUUCAAGGUCAGCAGGCGACGCUUCCGUGUCCGGCGUACGGCGUGCCGACGCCCGUCAUCAGCUGGUACAGACACGGAAGGAGUCUCAACGAUGGUCUUACAAACUUCAAGAUGCUGGCAGCAGGAGCGAUAGAGCUGGAGGAUGCCCAGCCCGCAGACUCCGGCAUGUACACGUGCGUGGCUUCCAACCACGCAGGCAACGCCAGCCACGAUAUACUCUUCACUGUACUAGUGCCACCUACGAUCGUGCGUUCGUACAUCACCGACGACCUUGAGGUGACCGUGGAGGACGCCGUCACGCUGCAAUGUGAGGUGAAGGGCAUACCGACGCGGAUAUUCAGUGGAUGAAGAUGGGUCAGGACUAUGAGGUGCCGCAUCAUGUCCGGCUCGUCAACAUGUCAAUACCUGAAGAUCCUCACU